Branchiostoma floridae (Florida lancelet) is the source of this 1223-nucleotide messenger RNA. RefSeq names its product hematopoietic prostaglandin D synthase-like. Gene Ontology annotation, molecular function: glutathione transferase activity. The transcript has 5 exons. NCBI's taxonomy places the organism in Eukaryota, Metazoa, Chordata, Leptocardii, Amphioxiformes, Branchiostomatidae. Bases 259 to 870 code for a protein of 203 amino acids. Gene Ontology annotation, biological process: glutathione metabolic process. The record is from RefSeq and is a predicted model, not a curated record.
CCGAAAGGACCAAUGAAAAAGUUGUUUAGGAAGGCCGUCGGCCUAGCCACCGAAAGGACCAAUCAGAGAGCUUGUUUGAGCGGCCAGCUGGCGGAACGACCGACAGGUUCAUUGAAACAACCUGUUUGAAAAGACCGCCUCAGGGAACGUCCGAUAGGGCGGGCGCAACCGGAGAAGUAUUUAAAGGGCCGCGGACCGAAGAAUCAACACUGAGAAGGCGGAAGAAAGAGCCCGAGGGACUAGCAGAACAGACUGACCAUGCCGAGCUACAAACUGACGUACUUUGACGGCCGUGGCCGCGCGGAGACCUGCAGACUGCUGCUGGCUGCAGGCGGGAUUGAGUACGAGGACAACCGGCUACCUCAGGAGCAGUGGCCCGCAUUCCAGCCGAAAACGCCGUUCGGACAGUUGCCCGUUAUGGAAGUGGACGGAACGGUGCUCGGUCAGACUAACAGCAUCGCGCGUUAUGUCGCCAAACUGGCAGGAUUGACAGGGAAGACCGCCCUGGACCAGGCUAAGGUGGACAUGAUCAUGGAGGGCGCCGUGCCUCUGUUCCAGAAGGCAGGGGAUGUCGUGAUGGGUGAAGGGGACGAGGCGAAAAAGGCAGAGAAGAAGAAGGACUUUGAAGAAAACUUCGCUCCCAAAUUUUUCGCCGACAUGGAGAAGCUAGCUGGUGAUAAGGGAUAUUUUGUCAGCAAUCAGCUGACAUCGGCUGACAUCGCCUUCUAUGGCAACUACGAAUCCAUCAAGGAUUUCGUCACCCUGCCCAGUUUUGACAAGUACCCCAAGCUGAAGAAAGUGGUCGCCAGUGUCCAGGCCAACCCCGGGAUCGCCAAGUGGCUGAAGGAACGUCCACAGACUGCCUGGUAGUCAGAACGUCACAGAACCUUAUCUUAUACCUAUAGUCCAUGGGCCAGGACGGGUUUUUUUUGUACCACUGAGAGCGACCAGAGCUACCAUAGAUUUUUUGAAUCUGCAAUAUCAAACCAAAGUUGAUUUGUGUAUGGCACCACCGCUUUCCUAUUGUAAUCAUGUGACCAAACGGCGUCAAUAGAAUGAACUUUGGGGGGCUAAAUACAAAAGACCACGACAAAUUAUCAAACAUCAAUCAUGUUCUGUUAAAAUCGGUUUGUAGAUAAAACAUGCCUUGAGAAUCACAAAAUAAUCAAUAUUUUGUCGAUACUCAGUAUCUUUAGGAAAUUAUGAGUCUUUAAACUGCGAUU